CGAAUUUCGGAAUUCUUCGCGGUCAUCGGCGGUUGUCCCAUCCCUAUUGUUCGGAUAAUAAACGCAAAAAUGACCACAAAUACGGACGAGCGAAACUUCAGAUCCAUCUACUACGAAAAAUGCCAAAUAAACAGCGUAGAGGAACAAAAGUCGCUAAACAAAUUACUACAGGAUGACAUCCGCAACCUCAGCAAGCUCAAGCAGUUCUGCAUGAACUACACGGUGCCGAACAACAAUAGGAGCUAUCUGUGGGCUCUGGUCAUGGGUAUUCUUCCGCUCCACAAAGCGUCCACGUCGUAUAUACGCGACCAGAGGCGCGAAAUGUACGAAGAUCUGCUGCGAGCUGUAACUGUGCUCCGAUGUACCGAUCAUAAGAAGAAGGAGCAGGUCAUGCACACCAUGUGGCUGAUGGAGUCCAAUCGACUAUGGCAUGGCAAUACUACUGCCAGUCUCCAGGCCGAUGACAUGCAUUUUAUAGAGAUUGUGCGCACGUUGCUGCAAAUAUUCAACGACGACGUGGAAACCUACUGGAUAGCAAAGGGAUUUUACAAGUACACCCGUGAGCUGAAGAAGGAGUGUGUCAAGCUGAAGGAGCAGACGCAGAAUAUGCUGAAGCGCGAAGAUCUGUCCUUGCUCAAUCACCUGGAGCUUCUGGGCCUGUUUGAUGCCAACUCAACGCUGGUGGAUAACUGGUACAUAACUUGCUUUGCUGGUAUCAUCUGCACAACUGAUUUGGUCAAGAUAUGGGACAAAGUCUGUGGAGGAUCCCGAAAGAUUGUUGUUUUCCUGUUUGUAGAACUAGUCAAGGACAUAAGGUCCUUGAUACUGAAGCAAACAUCUUUAGCAGACGUCAAAAGACUGAUAGAAACGGUGAAGGAUCUCGACGGUGUUAUUAUCGUAAACAAGGCCAUAAAAUCGCUGCAAAACAACAGCAGCGAAGUCGAGUACACUCACUAAGUAAAUCUACAC
Drosophila erecta is the source of this 969-nucleotide messenger RNA. RefSeq names its product TBC1 domain family member 7 (gene TBC1d7). The transcript has 3 exons. The record is from RefSeq and is a predicted model, not a curated record. Gene Ontology annotation, biological process: negative regulation of TOR signaling; activation of GTPase activity. Lineage: Eukaryota; Metazoa; Arthropoda; Insecta; Diptera; Drosophilidae. Gene Ontology annotation, molecular function: GTPase activator activity. Bases 70 to 957 code for a protein of 295 amino acids.